AUGCUGGAAAAAGACAUGGUGAAAGACCCAUUCUUCGCAACAGAUAGAGAUCUAUGUGAUUUCUACAAACUAAAAACACUCAAUCCUCAGGAUUCCUGGGCUGCCGAUUCCAGCGUUAUAUAUUCAUUGGGACAGCCACAGGAUUCAGGAUCCGUGGAUUCGUCGUACGCUGUUCUGAAUGACCUUUUGCGCCAAGAACACAUGCAUAGCGUUGGAAGGAAAAGUACAAUAGUCACGACUGGCCUUCCGGAUCCAUUAAAUCCAAGAGUGGGUCUCAACGAACUUUUAGACACCUUCCAAAUUCCCGCUACAGAACGCUACAAGUACUACAUCAACUCAAAAAAGUUCAAUUCCAAGCUCUACCUCAAAAAUUUGCAUGCCCACGAAAGCUUUGCGGAAUUAAGCACAUCUUUGGAUGAUCUCGACAGAUCCUUGCAAGCCCAGAGCAAUGAUUUGAAAGCUUUAGUACAAGACAAUUUCUCAAAAUACGUGAGGUCCAAAAACAACCUUGACCGCAUUUAUGAACAGUUUGAUCGCUACUCUCAAGAAGAGAACAAGCAACUUGGGACGGAUAAUCUUGGAGCCUCGGUUGACGAUGCUAUUCAGGAAGCAACACUUAGGGCGAAACCUAUUCUUGACACGAAGACCAAACUGCAAAACGUUCAAGCUACAAUGGAAUUCAUUGAGGAAAAUCGAGCGUUUUUCGAUAUACCGAAGAAGCUCAAGGUUGCCAUGAGGAACCUAGAUUUCGCCCAGCUCAUGGUUCAUUACAAAGAAGCUCGUCACCUUUACACCGAGCUCACUGUUAAAGGAUACUCUUUUCCUAUCUUAAUUCAAAUAUGGUCUCAGAUCGAAUCUAUGAUAAGCAGUUACCGUGCGGUAGUUUGGGAGUCUCUUGUCAAACUAAAGCCAGGAGAGACACAGGAACAAUUGCUACCUCUCAUGUCCGAUUUACUUGACUUGAGCUCUGAAGAAAGCCCAAUCGUUGAAUGGUUCGAUGCAAAACUGUCCACGUUCGAGUCUAAUUUGAAGGAAAUAGUAUCAAAGAUGUUCACCAGAAUUAUUGACUUGCAGCGUGAAGUGACUCAACACACGUCUGACGAAGGUGAUGGCCUCAAUUACUACCUCUCUAUUGAGCAGUAUGUCCAUCCUAGUAUGGAAGGAUCGGAUUUUAAAGUUAUCCAUGAAAGCGACUUGGCCCAUUCAAGUUCUGGUCUAUGUGAUUCUGUUGUCAUCAUCGAAAUGUGGCUCUUGAUUCAGAAAUAUAUGAAAUUAUUGUCAUCAGAAUCAACCCAAUUUGUUGCAUUUUGGGAACAUGUCGCUAAGUUUUUAGAUGGUACCUACAAGACAUCCUUGCUUAAUGAUAAGCGAAAGGCAGACAUUUUAGGCACUCACUUCGAGAGCCAUGCUAGUUACAAAAAGUUCCUCGAAUUUGACGAUAAACAAAUUCGCUCCUUGAAGGCUCGAGGUGAACAAUUUAUUACAGUGCUGUGUGACGCUUUCAAAUCCUUUUUCUGUGCAUCUCAAGCUUCUUUGAAUGGUCAGAAUGAAGCUGAAAAAGAGACGGGAUCUCCUAAAGAUUACGGAUUUUUACCUCCCAACGCCAAUUGCUUGAGUUGCCUAAGGUAUUUGCCCCGCAUUAUCGAACCAAUUUUAAAGGUCAGUACCGAGUUAGCGCAAUUGAACAUCUCACCAAACUGUAUUGAGCUCUUACGGCACACAGAUUCUCUCAUCUUAGAUCGUUCAGUAGCUGCGAUAUCAGCUACGAAAUUGAAAGACCUGGCAGCAUUCCACACCCUUGAAGAUUGGUCCACGUAUAAGACAUCUGGGAAGGACAAGUACGGAAUAACCCGUUUCCCAGAAAUAGUUUGCACGUUUCAAAAGCUAAGCAUAAUGACUGUUAGAAAUAUGUUGUUUUCCUACGAGAAGCUUCCUGUGCUUAAUGGGAUCUACGUUGUGACACAUCCCUCGCGCCAAUUGAUCGCUGGAAUUGAAGUCCAGCAAAUAGUAUCGAUGGAGGCCGUAUUAGAAUCUGUGCUCAAGGAUGCCGCCAAGGAAAAAGAAAACCCCAGGACCGCGAAGACAAUUUUAACUUUAACAAAUCUACAAUAUGUUCGAGAGCGAAUCUUUCCUGAGGUACUCCAGUUUUUUGACGAAUGUUUCGAAACGCAGUUGGGUAAAAAGAAUCUAGAGUUGUUCAGCUUACUGGCCAAGAUGGAGGCCUCUAUUUUCGGCAAUUACCUCUCGGACCUUAAAGUCAAUCUUAGAGACAUUUUGGAGGAAAGAUUUUAUGAAAUAAACUGGACUAAUUACAGCUCAAACUCAUUUCGUGUCGGAGACUACAUGAUCGAGGUACUGAUGGUUUUGGUGAGCGUUCACAACGAUUGUUUCAGGAUAGGUCCACAACUCAUUAGUCGGAUUUUCAAAGAGUCUCAAAUUUUCAUUUCAAAGUAUUUAUUUGAAGCCUUCAAACGCUAUAUGGGCAACCUCUCUUCGGAUGCCUUGCUGCAGAUAGUUGUCGAUGUUCAGUUUUUCCUUAGGGUUAUGGGGGACUCAUUGGAAAAGGACACACAAGCCACACUAAUGGCCUGCCUACAAAAUUGUUUUGAGAAAGAUACAAAUCGCAUGCAAAGAUGCAUCGAAGAGACCGAGCCGAUCGUGUCUGCUAAUCUCGAAAAGACCCUUAUACAGUUUGCAUCCUUCAAAUAG
Lachancea dasiensis is the source of this 2709-nucleotide messenger RNA. NCBI's taxonomy places the organism in Eukaryota, Fungi, Ascomycota, Saccharomycetes, Saccharomycetales, Saccharomycetaceae. The record is from the annotation of a GenBank genome assembly.